GCUGCCGCCGCCGGCGGGGUCUGGUGAGGGGCGGGAUUGGGGGUCGGUCCCGCCGGGACCCUGCAGCCGCCCCGGGGAGCCCGCGGCUGCGGGCAGCGUCCGCCUGGGGCGGGCGGGUUUGGUGCUGGUGUUUCGUCUCGGAGUGGCUCGGCUGUCCCGGCGGUUUUUGUGUGCGGCUUAACCUCCGGCUGCUCUGGCGAGUUGACUUCAGAUUUCUACACUAGUGGACUACCACAAGGCAUCAACUGCACCUAACUCUAAGUGACCUGCGACCCUCAGAUGUCACCCACGGGAUCAUCUGUCGAGAAACAGGUGGUUUAAGCCUGUUUAAAGACCCUACAGGUCUCCCCAGCCGCUGAGCAGGCUGUGAGGUCCUCCGCUGGGAGCUGCCGCUAUGGCGGAGGUGGAAUCACGCUUCCUGCACCUCCUGCAGCCCAUCCGCGACCUCACCAAGAACUGGGAGGUGGAUGUGGCUGCCCAGCUCGGGGAGUACUUGGAGGAGCUGGAUCAAAUCUGCAUUUCCUUUGACAAUGGCAAAACCACCAUGAACUUCAUAGAAGCGGCCCUGCUGAUCCAGGGCUCCGCCUGCGUCUACAGUAGGAAGGUGGAGUAUCUCUACUUGCUGGUCUACCAGAUGCUCGACUUCAUCUCCAAUAAAAAGCGGGAAAAACAGCCCAGCUCCGUGGGGCAGGACGGCAAAGACACUGACGCGAGCUUUGGGGCUGACGAGGAGGAGCAGUUCCUCUCCCUGGACGACAUCGGGGACAGCAGCCAGGUGAUCGUGGACAUGAAGAAGGAUCAUCAGCCCAAAACUGUGAACGUCAUUCCCUUGACUCCGAUGUCUUUGGUCCCCCCAGAAGAGGCUGACAAGAGGGACAACCCUCUGUUCAGUCUGAAAGGGGAGAUCCUGGCCAGCCGGAAGGAUUUCCGGAUGAACAUGAGCACCCCUCACACCACCGGAGCCUUCCUGCUGGAGCCAGCAGGCCUCUCCCCCAUCUGCCCGCAGGAGCAGCAGCACAAAGGGAGCCCUGGCAGAGCAGCAGGAGUGCUGUCCUGCAUCCUCGGCAGCAGGAGGGGUUGCGUGAGCACCGGCGGGGCUCCCGUCCAGGCGCUGAGCUUUUCCGCAGACAGAGGUGCCACAGGACCAGACGAUGCUGACAGCAGAGGUGACGACAUGCCUGGGGCCCUGGAGGACGAUGUGGAAAUGACUCUGGCUGCUAACGAACACAUUGAGGCGCAGAGGAGCGCGCCCCGGGUGAAGGGGUACGUGCUGCGGGACCGAGCCCCUGCCGAGGACCCCAAAGCCCGCCUCAAGGAGAUGCUGGAUCCGUGGCAAAGCCUCGACCCCUUCGGUGACUCUGAGGACAAGCCAUUUAAGAAAGGGAGACCCUUCCUGGUGCCACAUGGCCUGGAUGAUGUCGUCAGUGGCAAGCGGAAGAGGAAGGGACUGAGGAAGCUCCAGGACUUCAUGGAAUGGUUCUCUGCAGCCUAUAACGACGUCACUGACAGCAGGAAAACCAGGAGGAAAGGGCCGACAUUCGCAGAUCUGGAGGUGCUGUACUGGAAGGAGCAGAAGUUGCGGAUGGCGGCGCAGAGGAAGCUGCACAGCCGGGCGGAGCCGCUGUGGCUACUGCCGUGUGAGGAGAAGCCGGAUCUGCUGGAGGAGGAACGCGGGGCUGACUGUGACGAAGGAGCAGGUGACUUCAUGGAGCACGAGGACAUCCAGGCUGAGGGCCCGGAGGAGCUGGGGGAAGGAGCCCUGGGCCCCCCCGACUUGGGCUCGCUGGGCUACGAGGAGCUGGUGCGCAGGAACGUGGAGCUGUUCAUCGCCAACUCCCAGAAGUACGCGCAGGAGACGGAGCUGUCCCAGCACAUCCGCCGCUGGGAGGAGAGGAUCGGGCCGCUGCUGCAGGAACAGGCAGGGACCCUCGCGGGCAGGGGGCCGGGGGUGGGCAGGGGACCGGCAGCCCCCUCCCGGCGCCUGAGCCCGCUCUGCCCGCAGGAGGAGCGAGCCGCCUUCGACAUCCACGGCUACGGGGACGCGCUGGUGAGCAGCUGCGGGCGCCUGGGCGAGUGGCAGUCCUUCGCCAGCCUGGUGGCGGGGGAGCCCCCCUUCGAGGUGUGCCGCUACAUGCUGGCCACCCUCCAGCUGGCUAACGACUCCGUGGUGGAGCUGGCGCAGGACCCGGGGCUGGACACGGCGCUGGACACGGCGCGCCUGCGGCUCCUCACCCACCAGCGGCCGCAGGAGCGCUUCCGCGCCUUCCAGCCCCCCUCUGCCUGCCCCUGAGUGAGCACCCCCCCUCGCCGCAUACCCCUUGCCACCCC
Harpia harpyja (harpy eagle) is the source of this 2328-nucleotide messenger RNA. It is a transcript of the gene NCAPH2, whose product is annotated as non-SMC condensin II complex subunit H2. The transcript has 20 exons. The coding region runs from base 395 to 2290 and encodes 631 amino acids. Gene Ontology annotation, cellular component: nucleus; condensin complex. Lineage: Eukaryota; Metazoa; Chordata; Aves; Accipitriformes; Accipitridae. Gene Ontology annotation, molecular function: chromatin binding. The record is from RefSeq and is a predicted model, not a curated record. Gene Ontology annotation, biological process: meiotic chromosome condensation; mitotic sister chromatid separation.